GGAACAAAUUCACUCAGUCACUCCUGUACAGCAUCCAGAAUACAAACCGAGACUAUUCAACAGCAAGCAGAAGUCAAUCAGAGUUUAACAGAAUCUCCACAGAAGUCACCGUUUUUUAAUAAAACUAUUAGAGAUGCCAAACCGAUCUGGCAAAUUAUUUCUGAAAAAAGAGCCAGCAGCAAGGGGAGAAAUGAGGACCACAGGAAUCACAAAUCCUAACCUGGAGCUUGACUCUUCAGAUGUGAUACAGACAACACAGAGUGAAAACACUAUUAGUGUUCUCGACAAAAGUUGUGAUACAACAAAUGGAAACCAUACAGGUUGCCUUCCACGGAAGGUGGGAAUGCAGUUAUGUUUUGCUGGGAUAGAUUUGGAGGUUAAAGAUCGCAAGAUACUGAAAAAUGCUGCAGGCACAGUGAACCCAGGAGAACUUCUGUCAGUCAUGGGGCCUAGUGGUUCUGGAAAGACAACCCUGAUCAGUGUGUUGUCCGGGCGCCUGCAACCCAAGUCUGGCUUACUAACCCUAGAUGGAAUGACUAUCACCAAGACUCUACGUCGGAAGAUGUGUUAUGUCAUGCAGCAGGAUAUUUUCUUCCCCAACCUAACCCUACAGGACACCCUCAUGUACCAAGCGCAAUUGAGAUUGCCUACUUCUAUGAGUCGCAAAGAAAAGGAACAGAUUGUAAAUGAUCUGGUGGAUGAAUUGGACAUCAAAAAAUGUUUCAAAACCAUUGUCGGCAAUGAUUUUGUGCGAGGAUUAUCUGGUGGUGAAAGGAAGCGAGCAAACAUUGCCUGCGAGCUGCUCACAGACCCCUCUGUCAUGCUGCUUGAUGAACCAACGUCUGGCCUGGAUUCCAGUACGGCCUACAGUUUGUGUAUGACACUGAAACGCUAUGCAGUGAAGCACAAGAAGACAGUUGUUAGCUCUAUUCACCAGCCUUCUUCACAGAUUUUCUUCAUGUUUGACAAACUGCUGCUGAUGUCAGAUGGAGAGAUUGCCUACUUUGGAGAGACAGCAAAUAUUGUGGAUUUCUUUGCCAGCAUUGAGAUGCCUUGUGACCCUCAUUACAACCCUGCUGACUUCAUCUUGACUAAAGUGAAGGAAUCACCUGAAGUGCGAGCACAUAUUAUUGAAGCCUCCAACGAGUUACGCAAAAGCAAUAAACAGUGUCCUUUGGACUAUGUAGCAGCAUUUAUUCACAAAGGAAAUACUAAGGAUCAACAAAAGAUGAUACUGAUGGGUCCAGAAUCAGAUGGCCAUGACGUAAACAUCCAGAUUCAGCAACCGGAAGAAGAUAGAUCAUUCAAAGAAAAUGAGGAAACACGCUGGGCAUCUUCAUUUUGGAUACAGUGCUCCACUCUGAUUGCUCGUAAUUUUAAACAGCAACGACCCGUCAUCCUGUCUAGUCUUAAUGUGAUCCAGACCUUAAUGAUGUCAAUCAUCCCAGGAGUCAUCUGGUGGCAACUCCCCAAGCAAGAGUCGCAAAUUGAAGCUCGUUCUGGACUGCUGUUUUUUAUCAUAUUGUACUGGGCAUUUAAUCCAAUCCUGAUGAGCCUCACAUCAUAUCCAGUGGAGAGGCCAAUCAUCAACAAAGAACGCUUGGCUGGCUCGUAUCGCCUUUCAGCUUACUACUUUGCUAAGAUAAUCAGUGAGUUGCCGCUAAUACUUUGUCAGCCAAUUGUAAACUUCACCAUUGCAUUCUGGAUGGCAGGGCUUAACGGAGUUGGAGCAUAUUUUGCUGACCUGGGGAUUCUUUUACUUUCUGCAUUAACAGCACAGUCCAUUGGCUUCUUUACAAGUGUCACUUUCCUGCGAUUUGACCAGUCUAUCUGCUUCACUACAAUAUUCAUGUUGACCACCCUACUUCUUGGUGGGUUCUACAUUAAAGACUUGCCUUUCUGGCUCGCAUGGGCUAAAUAUAUAUCCUUUGUGUCCUAUCCCUUCUAUUCAACACUGAUAAUGGAAUUCAACAGUGACUUCGCCAUUCAAUGUAACCCGAACACCACUGCAUAUAAAAAUUGUAUCUUCUCAGUCAACAAUACGGACCAGGCCUAUAUCCCAGCCCAAGACAUUCUUGACCAUUUCAGAGUCACCGUCCCUAUCUGGGGCAACAUUCUUAUCAUAAUCUUCUUCAUGCUGACAUUCCGAUUAGUCACCUACAUUAUUCUGCGCUUUUUUCGAAAACCAAGCCAGUAACACCACAUGCUUCUACAUACUGUUUGUGCCAAAAGUUUUGUUACUAAAGCUGUGACUUAAGAGGAGUCUGUCCAGUGGUACUGUAAAGAAUAUCUAAGCAACUUCAGAACACUGCCUUGGAUUAGCUGCCAAUUACAUUUUAUACUUCUUCAACUUGUGCCAUCCAAAGAUUCAGCCAGCCACUGUCAUCCAAGGUACUACCUAGCUGAAGGAAACAGCUCCUUCUGUAGGACUAAUGGUCAGCUACAACCUUCCAGAUGUCUUCUUAUAGAAAGUGAUUCUGACAUGCAUAUAAAAUAUAAAGUAUGCUAUCCAUUUUUACAAUAACACUAUAAAAAUUCCAGGAAUUUUUUAUAAUACAAUCUAAGCCUUGUUGUAUUCCAGAAGACACUAACUACAGAAUCUGAAUAUAUUUUAUUCCACUUUUUGCUAAAGGUAUUAAGUUUAGUAGGCACAAAUGACUAUGAUCAAGGACAAGUGGACACAGCAGUUGUGGUCUUAUGUUACAGAGCAGCACCUCUUUCAACCUGUGUCCUGUAUUCUGCACUGAGACUAUGUGCAAUGAUGCAUACGGCGGUGUUAUAUAAAAAUAAUUAUAGGUUAAAUACAGUAUUUCUCCAUAAAAUCCAAUUUAGUAUCAUCUGGGAUUGAUCUUUUUUCUUUAGCACUUUUAAAGAUUGCCAAAAUGAAGGAAUAUAAUAUGUCACGUUUAAAGGAAAUGGAAUAGACUCAAAAAUAACAGGCACUUUUCCAGUUUAUAUAAAAUAAACAUCUGCCAGCUUCCAUAUCCACAGGCUCUUUAACAGCAAAUACUCAUGAAGAACAUGUGCUAGACAUUUGCUUCAUACAUCUGUUCUUCACUUCACCAUGAGGAUGCUUUGUGACUUUGGAAGAAAAAUCAUUAUUGUGUUAAAAUAAGGAUUAUAAAGAGAAAUGAGCAGAAUAUGAGUGUGCAAGCUUGUGUGUGCGUGUUUGUGUGUG
This is a messenger RNA of Protopterus annectens (West African lungfish), 3178 nucleotides long. RefSeq names its product ABC transporter G family member 9-like. The transcript is spliced from 14 exons. The record is from RefSeq and is a predicted model, not a curated record. The coding region runs from base 134 to 2197 and encodes 687 amino acids. Lineage: Eukaryota; Metazoa; Chordata; Ceratodontiformes; Protopteridae. Gene Ontology annotation, cellular component: plasma membrane. Gene Ontology annotation, molecular function: ABC-type transporter activity; ATP binding; ATP hydrolysis activity.